Molecule: messenger RNA, 1475 nt
Organism: Zea mays
Lineage: Eukaryota; Viridiplantae; Streptophyta; Magnoliopsida; Poales; Poaceae
Exons: 4
Coding region: 164-1243 (359 amino acids)
Molecular function (GO): oxidoreductase activity, acting on the CH-OH group of donors, NAD or NADP as acceptor; zinc ion binding
Source: RefSeq, marked validated
GUGCCUGCCAGAAGUAGAAUCAUUCGAUUCCCCAAAGCGAAAUCCGCAGCCUCGCCUCUCUCGCCAUUUUCCAGGCGCGCGCUCGGCGCGGCCGCCGCCAGCGAUACAGAUCCUUGCACGGACACAAGGGCUCCGCGCUCCCACCGGAUCGGAUCCCGUCCCGAUGGCUCCCACUCCCACUCACACGGCGGCGGCGGUGGCGCUCGCCGCGCACGACUCGUCCGGCCACCUCGCGCCGCUCACCAUCACCCGCAGGAGCACCGGGGACGACGAUGUAGCGAUAAAGAUCCUGUACUGUGGGAUGUGUCACUCUGACCUUCACAGCAUCAAGAACGAGUGGCACAACGCCACGUACCCCAUGGUCCCUGGUCACGAGAUCGCCGGAGUGGUGACGGAGGUGGGCAAGAACGUGACCAGCUUCAAGGCCGGGGACCGCGUCGGCGUGGGCUGCAUGGUGAACUCGUGCCAGUCGUGCGGCAGCUGCGACGAGGACUUCGAGAACAGCUGCCGGGCCGUCAUCUUCACCUACAACUCCGUCGACCGCGACGGCACCGUCACCUACGGCGGCUACUCCAGCAGCGUGGUGGUGCACGAGCGCUUCGUGGUCCGGUUCCCCGACGCGAUGCCGCUGGAUCGGGGGGCGCCGCUGCUGUGCGCGGGCAUCACAGUGUACAGCCCCAUGAAGUACCACGGCCUGAACGUGCCGGGGAAGCACGUCGGCGUGAUGGGGCUGGGAGGCCUGGGCCACGUCGCCGUCAAGUUCGCCAAGGCGUUCGGGGCCAAGGUCACGGUCAUCAGCACGUCGCCUGGGAAGAAGCAGGAGGCGCUCGACCGGCUUGGCGCCGACGCCUUCGUCGUCAGCAAGGACGCCGAAGAAAUGAAGGCGGCUGCGAGCACCAUGGACGGCAUCAUCAACACGGUGUCGGCGAACCUCACCUUGGCCCCGUACAUGGGCCUGCUCAAGCCCAACGGCAAGAUGAUCAUGGUCGGCCUGCCCACCAAGCCUCUCGAGAUCCCGCCCUUUGAUCUCAUCAUUGGGAACAAGACCCUGGCCGGGAGCUGCAUCGGCGGCAUGAGGGACACGCAGGAGAUGAUCAACGUGGCGGCCAAGCACGGCGUGACGGCGGACAUAGAACUGGUGGCCGCGGACUACGUGAACACGGCCAUGGAGCGCCUGGCCAAGGCUGACGUCAGGUACCGCUUCGUCAUCGACAUCGGCAACACCCUCAAGAAUUCAGAGUGAUCAGACCUAAAACGCCGGCGACACCUCUACUGCUGCUGCUUGUUGUGCCCUGUCGGCUUUAUACGAUGAACCGCGUCCUUUUUUUUCUGUGUCAGUGAUAAUAUUUUAGCUAAGGCAGACGUAAACGUAGUUCGCGAGGAUUGCCUUCCCAUGCAUGUUAUGGAAGUUGGAUGCUUUUAUUGUUGUUGCCGUAAAACGAGAUAUGAUGCAGCAUUUUUUUAUUUUCCCUCUA